AGCAUUCUGGAAUGGUUCUCAAACAAGAAUUCAGUUUGGAAGAUAUUUUCGGAAAAUCGUCGGCCAUUUUGAAGCAUCGUAUUAUUUUCCCGAAAGUUUGCGAAGUUGGUAAAGACGGUUAAAUUGGGACACACUUAAUCAGGACUCUCUAAACCCACCAAGAUGUCCAGCACACGCACCAAGAAGUCCAAACGGACUCGAACCCAGCGCUACACGUCCAAUGUGUUCGCCAUGUUCGACCAAGCACAGAUCCAGGAGUUCAAGGAGGCCUUCAACAUGAUCGACCAGAACCGGGAUGGUUACAUUGACAAGGACGACCUUCUGGAGAUGCUCACGUCCCUCGGGAAGGACCCCUCCGAUAAUGACCUUGACGUCAUGAUCAACAUGGCGCCGGGGCCCAUCAACUUUACCAUGUUCCUCACGCUGUUCGGAGAGAGGCUGAACGGUACAGAUCCUGAAGACGUCAUUAAAAACGCAUUCGCUUGCUUUGAUGAAAAGAAUGCAGGCUACAUUCCGGAGGAGUAUCUGCGCGAAUGCCUGACAACAAUGGGCGACAGAUGGACCGACGACAUGGUGGACGAUCUCCUGCACGGCGCCCCGAUCACCGACGGCAGAUUCGACUACGCUGAGUUCACCCGAAUGCUCAAACAUGGUGCCAAGGAGAAAGAUGAAGAUGAGGUUGCGGACGAACCAAUCGAAUCCUCAGCCCUCACCAAAGCUAAAGCAUGAUGACUGUGAUUCUCUGUGCGCGGGUGUGUUUGAGCGUAUGUUCCAUGUUUGUGAGACUUUUAAACAUGGUCCAUGUUCUAUGAGGUCCUCGUUCUAUUAGCGUGAUUCCACUGUGCCACGAAUUAAUAUUUAUCAGUAGCGUAAUGUGUUUAGUGCAUUCUUUGUUUAGGAGAGUGAACAUUUUUCAGGGUUUGAGUAUAUCCGACACCUGCUUCAAAUUAUGCUUACAACUUUCCCUUUACAAUGUCACUUCCGAGAGGCAAAAUCUAGGACAGACAUUAUUUGGUUGUGAUGUCGCGUUUUGAUAACAGGGUAACGAGAGUGAUAUCUGUACAUGCAUUAUGUAUACAUUUGCUUGCAAUUUUAUUCCAUAUUUUAUUGUUUUUCUAGUUCUGAAAAUUAUGUCUUCUUGACAAAAUUAUAUAUAUCGCUUAAUGCUGGAAGUACUUUUAGUCUGCUUAAAUGACACUAUAGUCAGAGUACGAAAAUCGGUAAGAAAGUACAUGUAACUUUUGUCUUUUUAAGGGAUAAAUAUCAUGGGUAUCUCGUCUGUGACCUGUGACAUUUGUAAUUUUUACUCGUGGUUGUGCCAGAUGUCAACAUAUACAGGCCAGUCGAGACAAGUAUGCCCUUCGUUUUCUUAAUGCAUAUUAGUAGUUAGGAUAUCAUAUCACCCGUGUGUUCUGUAGCUAUAUCUGUUGUGAUAUCCCCUUUCGCACAAGAUUACCUUGCUAUACCUCACUGCACCAUGCUAUUGGUUGCGUUUUGUCGAUAUGUUUUGAUUAUAGGUUUUCAUAUUUGUCAUUAUGUAUUGGUUUCAUUUUUUACGAAUAAGAUUAUGUUUAUGUUUUGCACCGCAUUCACGACCCAAUGGUGACCAAUUCAUUCACCAUACGUUGUAACAGUGUUAUUUUAUUGUUUUUAAGCCGUUUAAAUCAGUUUCAGUUUUUACAUUGAACUAGACUUAUAUCAUUUGCAAUUUAGUUUACUCAAUAAUAGUCCUUGGUGUGAAGCCUUUUAUUUCAGUAUUCCUACAUUGUUUCUGUGUGUGAAAGUUACUUAAAUGUGAUGUACAAUGAAACAAUGAAACGCUCGCUUGAUAAUGAAAUGUGGGAAAAAAAGGUCUCACAAUCUCAUUAAAAUCAGAUCUUAGUUCUCUCUACCGCUAAACAAAGAUCUGAGGACAUCCCAUUAGGGGUCACGUCAGAACGACCUUUCAUCCGACCAAUCAGAGCGUCGCUUACCAGAUCAUGAAAAUGACAGUCGCAAUGUGAUUUCUAAUCAUGCAGCCUCGAAAACUUUUAAACGGGAUAUUCCGAACGAUAGUUACGGGCUUAACGACUGAAUCUAUACAAUCUAGACCAUAUAUGAGCCAUUCGAGGAUGGUUUUUUGUUCACGUUUCAAACUUUUAAUCGAGAAUUUGUUAAAAUAUGUUUCGCCAAUUUGAAAUUAGUGCCGGAAAGCACGAGAAAGCUGCCUUCUGAUUGGCUAAUGUCGACUUCUUGUCAGUAAUUCCAUUGGUCGGUCAGAGUUCGCGAAAGGUCUGACUGACGUGACCGGUAAUGGGAUGUCCUCAGAUCUUUGUUUAGCGGCAGCGAGAACUAAGAUCUGAUUUCAACGAGAUUGACAUGUCUCAUGAAUUCUGAGGGUAAUUUGUAAAUUAAUAGUCAGUGGAGAUGUUCCCGGUCCUCCCAUUUUUCUGAUCCGUCACCCACACACCUUUACACGUGCAUCGUUCUUGUGUACGCCACCUGGCCAUGACGAACAUCUCCAAAUAAAGUACAGAAACCUCGAAA
Messenger RNA from Haliotis rufescens (red abalone), 2526 nucleotides. Its product is annotated as myosin regulatory light chain 12A-like. Gene Ontology annotation, molecular function: calcium ion binding; myosin heavy chain binding. The record is from RefSeq and is a predicted model, not a curated record. The transcript has 4 exons. Gene Ontology annotation, cellular component: cytoplasm; myosin II complex. The coding region runs from base 163 to 729 and encodes 188 amino acids. Lineage: Eukaryota; Metazoa; Mollusca; Gastropoda; Lepetellida; Haliotidae.